Messenger RNA from Pleurotus ostreatus (oyster mushroom), 741 nucleotides. RefSeq lists its product as uncharacterized. The coding region runs from base 1 to 741 and encodes 246 amino acids. The transcript has 2 exons. Lineage: Eukaryota; Fungi; Basidiomycota; Agaricomycetes; Agaricales; Pleurotaceae. The record is from RefSeq and is a predicted model, not a curated record.
AUGGACAAUGCGACUUCUCCUCUCGACUUUGCGUCGCCGUACACGAUGUACGACAUGCCCUUCGCGGUCUGGCAGCUUUAUGUCGAGCAUCUUUGGAAUUGGCAUCCUGAUUCAUGGGUGGGCAGUAUAGCGUAUGCCUCUCGUCUCCUCGCGUUCGUGCUACUGUUUCCGUUCGUAGUGUUGACCGGAUUGGAUGUCGCUUCAUAUGUGAUCGCGAGGACUUUGGGGGUUGUCGACGAUGUCAAGGCAUCAACAACAGACCACGCCACGAGGAAUCCACCCACCAUUCGUAUUCACGAUGCCUCUCCUCCGAUGACAGAUCCAUACGCCUCUUCAUCGUCUGAGCUGGAAUUGUCGAGCAGCCCGGAAUCCUUCGCCGCACCGCACACCCUGAAAAUGUCGACCCUCGACGGUGCAUCAAGUGGCGGUUCCCCCUUCGACGCAAAUCCCCUCAGGGAUGCAGAGGGGUUGCCUUCUCUUGAUGUGUCCGACCCCCAUCCUUACUUCGCAUCAGAGGAAAACAGCCUGAAACUCUCUGGGGUGGGGGUCUUUUCUCCUGCUGGUUCACGACCGCCAUCACCGACGCUUACGCGACGCCACAUAUUGCCUGAAGGCAGAAGUCAGAUCUCGAAUCCUGACUCGAUCGCAAAUGUUAUCGGCGGAGGAACGCAAAUGCUUGAUGGAGAUGAUGAGGGUCUGACCUUCCGCGCUCGCGCUCGUCGUACGGACAGAGAUGAAUAA